Pseudonaja textilis is the source of this 2301-nucleotide messenger RNA. The record is from RefSeq and is a predicted model, not a curated record. NCBI's taxonomy places the organism in Eukaryota, Metazoa, Chordata, Lepidosauria, Squamata, Elapidae.
AUGCCGAUUUAUACCUACAAUGGGAAGGGAGAGCUGGUUGCAGAAUAUCCAUAUAUCCAGGACAAUUGCUAUUACAGUGGCCAUGUGGAGGGAGUCCCAGGUUCUCAAGUCAUCCUGUCUACCUGCAGCGGACUUUGGGGACAUAUACAAUUUGGCACCUUAACUUACGAAAUUCAGCCAGUAGAAAAUUCCUCCACAUUUCAACACUUGAUUUACCGACGGGAUCCACAGGCGCAAGAACCCUGUAUAGAAACCUCCCAAGAUGGCGCCCAUGGACCAGGUAGGGAAACGAGAAUGGUGAGGACUGAGGAAGAUCCAGAUCUUUCCACCAGACAGCAAGGUGACCUGAACCGGAAGGGCAACCGAUACCUAGAAUAUUACGCCGUUGUUGACAAAAGCAUGUUUCUCCUCUAUCGUGGCAACGAAACCACUCUGGUGUCGGUCGUUUUUCACAUGAUGCUCCACGUUUACACAAUCUUCCUCCCGCUGGGCCUCCAUGUUUAUCUGGUCGGUAUGGAGAUCUGGAUGGACAAAAAUUACAUCACCAUCCAUCCUUACGACCUGUCUGUGAACUUGAACGUGUUUUAUAAGUACGUCCGGUACAGUCUUCGGCACCGCGAGCAUUUUGACCACGCGGGUUUAAUGACGGCGACUGGGAAUCUUCCUGGACUUUCGUGGGGAGAACGAUUUUGUCACCCCUCUCACGUCUCCGUGAGCGUCAUCCAGGUACGUAAAAACCCUCGACUCGAUGCCGAAACCCUCGCCCACCAGCUGGGUCAUUCCCUGGGCUUCACGCACGACGACGCAGCCGCGAACUUAGCCAGAAAAUGCGACUGCAACUGCACCGUGUUUGGCAGCUGUUUGAUGCUGACUUCGGGCCCGGCGAACUGUUCCAGACUGAGUAACUGCAGCACCCUGGAAUAUUUGAAGCUGAUCCAAAAACCUGGGAAAACCUGUUUGCUUGACAAACCUGCCCAGAUCUUUAGCAUGAAGGAGUGUGGGAACGGCGUCAUUGAUGACGAGGAUGAAGAGUGCGACUGUGGAGUGGAAGAGGACAUCGAAGGAACCUGGAUCCAAGCCAUCUUCCUGAAACAAGGAGGAAAACAGCGGCAACUUCACCGGAUGCCUAAAUUUCGUGAUCGUUUUUCAUUUCCUAACCACCUGCAGCCUAAAACCAUCACUGAGUGCAGGAAGAACGAGUGUUGCCAGGAGUGCAAAUUCAAAGAAGGCAUCGACUGCCUCUACGGGCUCUGCUGUGAGAAGUGUCAGUUUUCCGAAACCGGAACCCAGUGCCGGGAAGCCAUUUCGGAGUGCGACCUCCCCGAGUUCUGCAACGGCACUUCCUACGACUGUCCGACGGACGUCUACAAGCAAGACGGGACGCCCUGCGGCCACCACAACCACUGCUUCCGGGGGCUUUGCCUGGAUCUCCAGGCCCACUGCAAAGCUCUCUUUGGGCCAGACGCCCAAGAAGCCCCUCUGAGCUGCUUCAAGGAGUUGAACAUGCGCGGCGACCGCUUUGGCAACUGUGGCAAGGACGGCUCGGGUUUUCAGAAGUGCCUGGAGAAGGAUGUCCUCUGUGGGCGAGUGCAGUGCAUUAACGUGGGGAAAAUCUCGAGCAUCACGACGGGGCAAGAGGUACUCCAGACUCCGGUGGAGGACAUCGUGUGUUGGGGGACCGAAUUUGACCUGGGGGAGGAUGUCUAUGACCUGGGAGACGCGCGAGAUGGAACCACCUGCGGACCCGACAAGAUGUGCUUAAACAGAUCGUGCGUGGAUGUGGCGGUGCUGGAUUUCGACUGCGAUCCGUCCAUGUGUAGACACCGAGGAGUCUGCAACAGCAACCGGAAUUGCCAUUGCUCUUAUGGAUGGGCCCCUCCCUUGUGCACCGAACCAGGGUUUGGAGGGAGCAUCGACAGUGGGCCCCCACCACCCUAUCAGUUGCCCACCAUCGUCAUUGUAGGUCUCUUCACCCUGACCGGUCUGGUCGUCUUGGCAGGGGGAGUUUUCAUCGCACGUCACGUGGACGCCUUCUUUAAGUGGAUUGCGGCAAUUCCCAAACGACGCCCCCAAAAAUCGGCCAGUAAAGGAGGCCUCAGGGGCAAAUCCUCCAAGACCGGUGUCAGGCGGUCGCGUAGCGGCUUGAGGAGCACUUCUUCCGGGAGGCUCAAAAAGUCCAGAACUGCCGUUGCGGCGGGAAAUCAGAGAAGCACCCCGUACGUGAAAAGCACGGAAUUGAAAAGUGCCCUGUCCACCUCCAGAGCCGGGAAAUCCAGAUUAGACGUCACUUUUGCCACCUAG